UGAUAAGUAGGCUUAAACUUACAACUUAAAAAAACAUAGAAACAAGCUGAAAACAAUAGAAUACAUCCGUCGGAAUGAUUAAAAAACGCUAUAUCCUUAUUACGCUGGUCCUGGGGCUAUGCAUCUUACCCUUAAUUUUCGGUGAAUCUAAGGCCCCAGAUCUUCCAGGCAACAGCACCUUGAUGAAUGCUGUCUGGCCGAAAGAUCACCUAAAUGGAAGGGAGGCUUCGAAACUCCGUACCAAGCGACUAAAGAAAAUAAUUGCGAGGAAGAAAUUUGCCAAACAGCUGAUACGAAUGACAAAUCCUUGGGUAGACACAUUUGAUCAUAUUCCGAAAAUGUUGAGAGACCUCGAAGGAACAAAUCAAAAAACCAACAAGUUGAGUUCAAAUUCAACUUUCAAACACAAAAAUGAUACACCAAUCCCAUAUGCGAAGCUGCUGCGGCUCUUUAUCGAAUAUGCUUGGAAUAAUCCCUGGCAAUCGAUAAACAAGAAUUAGUAAGAGUCAAUGAGGUGUAGAUGAUCUCGAAUGGCGGUGGAACCGGAUGACAUUUUGUUUCUGAGAAAGCACAGUUUUCUUUAUUUCGAAUUCGGGUUUCAAAGCAAGAUAGGAGAAAACUAAACACCAAAAUUGGGAAAUUAAAAGUGUGAAAAAUUGAAUUUAUAGAAGAUUAUGUAGAGAAAUCCUUGGGAAAACAGGAGGAUAAACAAAUAUUCCAGUUGAAGCAUUCAAAAUAAAUCGAAAAAUAAUAAAAACAACACGUAACGGUUUA
Messenger RNA from Drosophila kikkawai, 774 nucleotides. RefSeq lists its product as uncharacterized. The record is from RefSeq and is a predicted model, not a curated record. Lineage: Eukaryota; Metazoa; Arthropoda; Insecta; Diptera; Drosophilidae.